AUGGCUGUCUUUGAAGUAUAUUCACAUCCAGUGGUUGUGCGGUACAGAGCAAGUAUUUGCACAAAGACUACUAUUUUUAUGUUUAUAGUAUUUGGAUUGACAUUAGUAGUACCUUUUCUUGUAGCAUACACCAGUGAAGGUUUUUGGGUUAAGCAGAGUGUUUAUCUUGAACAGCCAUAUGUUUCUUACAAGCAUCAACUGUUGAUGGUCUUGGAGGGUACCACAGCUACUGAAUACUUGGUAUGGAGUACAUACCAUAAUUAUAAUAUGUUAGAACAGCAACGACUCAGAAUACCAAUUGUUAAGUCUCGUGAAGAAGAUACUAAUCGAGAUGGUAAACCAGAUAAAUUGUUGAUCAAUAUCGAGACUCCAAUGUUGGACACUGAACAGGUCUAUUCUCUGCAUCUACUUGUGAUCUUUGAGUAUCAGUUAUUUAGAUUUAGUAGUUUAACCAUGGAGAGUAUGGCAUAUAUCCAUUACAACUCUCCCAGACCUGGUGCUAUGUUUACUGUUGAUGGGGAAUUGCAAUUUAAGCAGAAUUAUCCACUACCACAUCGAGGGAUAGUUGACACAUACAAUUAUCCGGUGAUCAAUGGAGAUAGUAUUUAUGCUGCUGAUUAUCAGCUUACUAACAUAUUCAGAGACUACAUGGAUAGAAAUGAGAGUACUACGUUUGUGAGUGCAUAUCCAGUAUGGGUCAGCGGCAAAGGUGCUGGUAAACCAUUUAUUAUUCAAGCUACUAUCAGAUAUCCAGAAGAAACUAUUCUAUACUAUCCAGGGUUUUGGCAGCUGAUCAAGUUGGCAUGGAUACAGUACUUGGCUGUUCUUCUUAUCUUUAUAUUUAUCUUUGGGAGACUCAAGACAUUUGUUUUCCAGAAUCACAUCCUUCAAGCGGCAAUUGAACGACCAUUCAAACUACGAUCGGAGUAACUUCAAUGUGUAUGCCAAGUACAACAUUUAUCUGCAUUGUAAAUCACAGCAGGACUCUCUGGUAGAGCUGUGAAGAUAGGUUAAAGUGCCAAUGUUCACCAUGCAGCACGUGUUUGAAUUUCGGGUAAACAAUGUAUUUGACAUGUGUUGUACAUGUUGAAUGGGACCCAACGACUGUGGGUGGCAUUUUGAUUUGUAUGUAUCGCUGCUGAUAAAAUAGAAAUUGAAUGGCAAUUUUAUUAAUAUUGAUUCUGGAAUGUUAGCUAAGCAUGCAAAUAAUGGUACAUGUGGUCUACCAACACAUAAUUUACAAAGGAAGGAUAUUUUUUUGGAGCAUACUGUGGAAUACUUUAUUUUCACUGGAAUUAAUUUU
Messenger RNA from Saccoglossus kowalevskii, 1303 nucleotides. Its product is annotated as transmembrane protein 231-like. Gene Ontology annotation, cellular component: ciliary transition zone; ciliary membrane. Gene Ontology annotation, biological process: cilium assembly; regulation of protein localization. NCBI's taxonomy places the organism in Eukaryota, Metazoa, Hemichordata, Enteropneusta, Harrimaniidae. The record is from RefSeq and is a predicted model, not a curated record.